This is a messenger RNA of Brassica oleracea var. oleracea, 1411 nucleotides long. Its product is annotated as phospholipase A1-IIbeta-like. The transcript is spliced from 3 exons. Lineage: Eukaryota; Viridiplantae; Streptophyta; Magnoliopsida; Brassicales; Brassicaceae. The record is from RefSeq and is a predicted model, not a curated record. The coding region runs from base 83 to 1327 and encodes 414 amino acids. Gene Ontology annotation, biological process: lipid metabolic process. Gene Ontology annotation, molecular function: glycerophospholipid phospholipase A1 activity.
UCCAAACAUUUUGAAAAUCCAACAAAUUUUACAAGGCCACAAAGAGGAAGAGGAGGACGUUUGGAUCAGAAGAAAAGUGAAAAUGGUGGGAGAUAUUGCUAAGAGAUGGAAGCAACUGAGCGGCGAUAGCAAAUGGAAAGACUUACUUGAUCCUCUUGACUUGGAUCUACGCCGUUACAUCCUCCACUACGGCGACAUGGCUGAGGUCGGAUACGUUACCUUUAAUAGUGACCGUCGGUCCAAAUAUGUAGGAGAUAGCUGCUACACCAAGGAGGAGCUUUUUGCUCGUACCGGCUACCUCAAAGCCAACCCUUUCAGGUACGAGGUGACUAAGUACAUAUAUGGAACAUCGUCGAUAAGGUUACCGGAAUGUUUCUUAAUCAACUCAUUGUCAAGGGAAGCAUGGAACAAAGAUUCUAACUGGUUAGGUUACACUGCGGUGGCUACAGACGAAGGCAAGGAGUUGUUAGGGAGAAGAGACAUUGUUGUAGCAUGGCGAGGGACUAUGCAGUUGUACGAAUGGGCUAACGAUUUUGAUUUCCCACUUGAAUUAGCUACCUCGGUUUUCCCUAGUACUGACCCGAAUGAUCCAAAUGACCCUCCUCGCAUUGCCAAUGGUUGGCUGUCUCUUUACACAACCUCUAAUACACACUCACGUUUUGACAAGACCAGUGCACAAGAACAGGUUCAAGGAGAGCUCAAAAGGUUACUAGAAUUGUACAAACAUGAAGAAGUUAGUAUCACCUUUACAGGCCAUAGCUUGGGCGCAGUUCUAUCUAUUUUAUCAGCCACAGACUUUCUCCAUAACGAAUGGCCUAAGACCACAACAAGUCUUGGAGACACGCUUUCUUGUGUCACGGUUUUUGCUUUCGGCAGUCCCCGCAUCGGUGACCUUAACUUCAGAAGACUGGUCGAGUCUCUAAAAAAACUCAACAUCUUGAGAAUAACAAAUGCCCCGGAUCUCAUUCCGCAUUACCCGGUGUUCAGGUUCAGAGAUGUAGGGGAGGAGCUUGAGAUCAACACGUUGAAAUCAGAGUAUCUGAAACGGUCUCUAAACUUGGCGCAUUUCCAUAACCUGGAGGCUUACUUGCACGGCGUGGCGGGGACACAACACAACCAAGCGGAGUUCAAGCUUGAGAUUAACCGUGAUAUCGCGCUGGUCAACAAGGAAUUAGAUGCUCUUCAAGAUAAGUACUUAGUGCCUAGUCAUUGGUGGGUUGUUGAGAACAGAGGUAUGGUUCAAGCGGAUGAUGGGACAUGGAUUCUUAAUGGAGAUAUGGCAAAGAAUGAUCAAGAAGAAGAAAAGGACGGAUGCGAAUUACUAUGAAUAUAUCUAUAAUACAUGUUUAAUUAACAUUCACAAAAUCCUUUUGAAGCAGUAAAAGAACAAGAAAAUGUUACGUAUUCUCAA